Schistosoma rodhaini is the source of this 932-nucleotide messenger RNA. Lineage: Eukaryota; Metazoa; Platyhelminthes; Trematoda; Strigeidida; Schistosomatidae. The record is from the annotation of a GenBank genome assembly.
UCGAAUUCCAAAUACAAUACAUUCCUUCGUGUUGAUCUAAUACUUCUUGAUUAAAUUGCGUUGUUUCUGGGAUUACUAGUUUAUACUAUAAUUCAAAUACUCUUAAACGUCACAUUGGCGUCGCGAUGCAGCCUGUGAUGAACCGGUUGGAUACACAUUCAGAUUUUAGUGCUUUUGAGGAUUACGUGGAGAGAUUCGAAAUUUGGGCUAUGACCAAGGAAGACGAUGAGAAUUUUAAUAUUGUGGCUCAUUUCCUUACGUUCAUCGGAAAAGAAGCAUACAGCUUAAUAAAGACUUUGGCACUUCCAGACAAACCGAUUUCACUCCCUUAUGCAGCUGUUAAGCAACUACUGCUGGACCAUGUCAAAUACACAAAUUUCGAAUGUGGUAAAGGUGAAAAAUUCAAUGAAAUGACUCGCCAGAACAUCAGGAAUUCCACAACUUUACUACGUCAUCGCAGUCCAAUAAGUAAUCGAGGUUAUUCAGAUAACAAUUCAUUGGGGAGUUGUGAAACAGUUCACAAAGACGAGCACAAGUUUGGUAAAUGAUUGUUCUAUGGCAAGUUUCACUCAUGUAAUUCAGGUGUAUUUCGUAAUUCUAAAUGCUUUAAAUGUGGUAAAUCUGGGUACAUUCAGUCAGUUUGUAACACCAUGGUUCAUUUCGCUGGAAGCAAUGCUAGAGUGGAUGUUCCUAAUGAUCACUUAUCUUUAUCCAAGAUUUCUAGAAGUGGUAUAAUGUCACAUAGCAGUUCAGAGUUGAAUGAAACCUAGAAUCACUGUGAGACAAAAGUUUCCGAUCAACCAACUUCUUAUCACAUUUCUCGUGUUAUUGUACCAGAUGCGGUUUGUCAUAAUCAGUCACAUAUUUCUGAUGAAAUUGCUUACAAGCCUGAGAACAUAAAUGGCUGAAUGAGUCGAAUCAUGAUCAAAAAC